UUCCUUUAAGCCCCGGAGGUCACUUCCCUGUCUCCUCCUCCUCCUCACUGUGGUUCAUGUUCAGCUCUGCGUCAGGGACAAAUCUGUCAACUGGAGCAUUUUUCGGAUUCCAAACUGUCUCUUCCUCAUCGAGCUACAAGAUCCACCAACAGAAUGGGGUUCACGUGUGACCAGUGUGGGAAGGUGUGGCCAAAUGCUUCCAGGCUCAAAGUCCACUACAGAACUCACACAGGAGAAAAACCGUACAGCUGUGAUGUUUGUGAAAAGACAUUUUCACUGUCAAGCCACCUGGUAUCACAUAUGAGAAUCCACACGGGAGAGAAACCAUAUGAAUGUGACCAGUGUGGGAAGAAAUUUACAGAGUCUGGUGCCCUUCAUAAGCAUAUGAGAAUCCACACAGGAGAAAGACCAUACAGCUGUGACCAGUGUGGGAAGACAUUUAGAGACUCCAGUGCCCUCCAUCAUCAUAUGAGAAUCCACACAGGGGAAAAACCAUAUGAAUGUGACCAAUGUGGGAAGAAAUUUACAGACUCUGGUGACCUCCAUAAGCAUAUGAGAACCCAUACAGGAGAAAGACCAUACAGCUGUGAAGUUUGUGAGAAGGCAUUUUCACGGUCAAGCUCUCUAGUAUUACAUAUGAGAGUCCACACUGGAGAAAAACCAUUUGAAUGUGACCAGUGUGGGAUGGAAUUUAGAGACUCCAGUGCCCUCCAUCAGCAUAUGAGAAUCCACACAGGAGAGAAACCAUUUGAAUGUAAGCAGUGUGGGAAGGAAUUUAGAGUGUCUAGUCAUCUCAAUCAGCACAUGAGAAUCCACACAGGGGAAAAACCAUACAGCUGUGAGGUCUGUGAGAAGACAUUUGCACAGUCAGGCCACCUAGAAUCACACAUGAGAGUCCACACUGGAGAGAAACCAUACGAGUGUGACCAAUGUGGGAAAACUUUCUCUCAAUCAUCCAAUCUCAAUAAACACAUGAGAACUCACGCCUGGUUGAUACUAUAUGAGUGUGACCAGUGUGAAAAGGCUUUUAGAACAUCCCAGGAGCUCUCCAAUCACUAUCGAGCACACACAGGAGACAAACCCUUCACAUGUGACCAGUGUGGGAAGGUGUGUCAAAAGGCUUCCAGACUUAAAAUACAUUACAGAACUCACACAGGAGAAAGACCAUACAGCUGUAACCAGUGUGGAAAGGGAUUUAUACACUCUGGUGUUCUCAAUGAACAUAUGAGAGUCCACACAGGAGAAAAACCAUUUGAAUGUGAAGAGUGUGGGAAGAAAUUUAGAAAGUCUGGUGCGCUCAGUGAACAUAAGAAAACCCACACGGGGGGAAAAUCAUACAGAUGUUUUGUUUGUGAGAAGACUUUUUCACGCUCAAGGACUCUAAGAUUACAUAUGAGUGUUCACACAGGAGAGAAACAAUUUGAAUGUAACCAGUGUGGGAAGGAAUUUAUACAAUCUGGUCAUUUCCAUCGACAUAUGAGAAUCCACACAGGAGAAACGCCAUUUAAAUGUGACCAGUGUGGGAAGGAAUUUAGACAAUCCUUUGAUCUUCAGCGACAUAUGAGAAUCCACACAGGAGAGAGACAAUUUGAAUGUGAACUGUGUGGGAAGGAAUUUAGACAAUCUGGUGCACUCAGUGAACAUAUGAAAAUCCACACAGGGGAAAAAUCAUACAGAUGUGAUGUUUGUGAUAAGGCAUUUUCACGGUCAUGGACCCUAACAUCACACAUGAGAGUCCACACUGGAGAGAAACCAUACGAGUGUGACCAGUGUGGGAAAACUUUCUCUGUAUCAUCCAAUCUCAGUAAACACAUGAGAACUCACUCCUGGUUGAUACUAUAUGAGUGUGACCAGUGUGAAGAGGCUUUUAGAACAUCCCAGGAGCUCUCCAGUCACUACCGAACACACACAGGAGACGAACCAGACGACUGUGAAGAAAGAGGGGAAGGAUUUCAGGUCUGUGAGGAACCGUCUAAAACGUGUCCAAAUGUUCCAGACUGAAGAGAAAAGCUGCAGCUCUGACCAGUGUAGGACGACUUUGAGACAAGCUGGUCAUCUGAAGGUGCACCCUCUUGAACACACAAAAGGAGAAAGAGCUGCUGAGCCCGGAUCAAGUGAGACUAAAGUCAGACUCAAAAAGCUGGAGAUGAGGCUUCAGAGACUCCAGACUGUGGAACUGAGUUCUGUGUAGUGUCAACAAUUAAAAACUUAAAAUUAUAAUUAAAGAUAUUUUUUACUGACCGAUGACCAAGGGCAUCUGUGGUAGUACUUUACCAUCACCGGGUCUGGAGUGAAUGAAUAAUGCUUUGUAAAACGUCUUUGUGACAAAUAUCUGUGUGAAAAGCGCUGUAUAAAUAAAGACUUACUUACUUAUUUCCCAUUUUUUAAUAGUUUCUAUAUGGAAUAUUUAUCACUGAUUUAUUAUUUAAAUUGAAAUUAUUAAUACUUUUAUUCAUCCUCGUUCCUUUUGACCAUUUAUGGUUCCUGCAAAAGGCUGACAGACAAAUAACUUUGUUGUUUCACUGUUAAUUAUGUGCUUCUAAUUCCAUCUCAAAGCAGUGAAUUGAUUCUACACAUGAUGGGAGCAGAUGUUUCCAUAAAGGCCAGUUAUCUGAUCAUAUUCGAGUAAACUACAAUCUUCUCCAACAAGGUCAUUUACAAAGAAAGGUCAUUCUCUAAUGUGUUUUCCCAAAGUUAUAUUGU
Molecule: messenger RNA, 2703 nt
Organism: Boleophthalmus pectinirostris (great blue-spotted mudskipper)
Lineage: Eukaryota; Metazoa; Chordata; Actinopteri; Gobiiformes; Gobiidae
Product: zinc finger protein 239-like
Exons: 3
Coding region: 154-2001 (615 amino acids)
Biological process (GO): central nervous system development; regulation of transcription by RNA polymerase II
Cellular component (GO): nucleus
Molecular function (GO): RNA polymerase II cis-regulatory region sequence-specific DNA binding; DNA-binding transcription factor activity, RNA polymerase II-specific
Source: RefSeq, a predicted model, not a curated record